UCCCAUAUUUACCGAUGUCAAAUUAGGUUGUAAACAGUUCGUUUCUGGUAACAUACUGACAAGAGUAAAGAAUGGCGAGGAAUUAGCGUUGUGAAAUACGUGCGACGGGUGUAGGAUUGGCAUGUGUUUGCAAAUACUUAUUGGGCGGUGUUUGUUUGUGAUACGGGAGUGAUAAGGGAGUAAUUUAUUUGUUAUAAACAAUAUACGGAUAUUUCGAAACUCAACACGGAGAUAUUAGAGGCAAAAUGGACAGAUCUUGCGUUCUGACAUUAAACAAUUAUUAUUACAAAGCAGCAGUGUAUAAUGCGUGAAUUUUAUCGAAUGUUGUUAUAAUAACUAAAGUAACGUUUAAUAUUAAGUUUAUGUAAGGAAACAAAACCAUUCAUUGUACAUAUUUUUAUAGUGACUAAAGUAUGAUUAUAUAAAAGGAUAAUAUUAUACUAGCUGUGAGAAAUAUACAUAAAUAUCGGGGCUCAAUAAUGUCGGCAUGCAACGACAAAUCCUCAGUUUGGCGGAUAUUGCUUCUUAUCCUGGCAAGUCUCUCCGUCUACUUCUAUUUGUACUCGAACACCUUCGAUGGCUUACGGGCUAUACGGGGAAACUCCGUGUACAAAGUAGUGGAAGGAGACCUUCAAUCGGUGUGGCACAACCAGUUCGGAUCCGUGUCCUACUACCUCAAGCUUCUCGAGGAGACGGAUAAAGCACAGGAAGUUUUAGUUUUAAAUGGGACUAACCAUGCCGCAUUGAAUGCCCCGUCUACGACUGCGCUAGAAACGACACCGCUGAUCCUAGAAAACGUCGACAACACUCUCCUGGAAAUGUUCAAAUUUCGUAUUCUCUCCAACUCAACAUUACCAUUGCUAACACUAUUUACCUCAUGGAAUGCAAAUCCAGAAAAAAAUCUCGUUCAUAAUCUGACCCUCAUUAACUGGCGGUUAUUGCACCCUUACGUGAUUCCCGUGGUUUUCACUAACGAGAGCUCAGUUAUUAACGAGUGCAAUCAGGCGGGCGUCACUGCGUUGCCACUUUCAGCUGUUGCAGCAGACGGAAUUCCUGUGCUUAAGUACAUGUAUCGUGACGUCAUGAACCUUUUUAAUACGUCAUUUUAUGCUUUUAGUAACGGUGACAUACUUUUCACUGAAACAUUAAUUCACACGUUGGCUCAGAUUAUUAACUCAACAACGGAGGAUUUGAGCAAGCCUAUUCUAAUUGUUGGACAAAGAACAAAUGUCGAAAACGUCACCUUAGACGAGGGAUCAGACUGGGCUAAUGUUACUUGCAUUUCAAAAAGUAGAGGCAAACUUUUUACGGGAUGGGCGGAAGACUUCUUUAUUACUCCGCCAUCGUUUCCAUGGAAAGAGGUCCCGGAGGUUGUGAUAGGUAGGAGAGCUUAUGACAAUUGGCUUGUGUAUAAUUCAAGGAAAGUGAAGUACAAUGUGAUAGACGCCACCAAAACGAUCCUGGCCGUACAUCAGACCACACAGGCUGGGAAUUUUGAAGGUCAUGGUCACUCAAAUAAGGAUUACAAUCAUAAUUUAUUGGUAAAAAUUUAUAAAAGUAUAAAAUAUAACGCCGGUGUAAUUGAGUGCUUAGAAAGGUUUACACAAUAUGAAUCAAAACAAUUUCAGGUCAAAACGAGAAAGGUGCAUAAGGCAUGUAAUGUGUGAUAUUUUCGGUAAAUAAUUUGUGGUUUAUUUUAUUUUUUCAUUUUGUGUAUGUUUUAUGCGGGCCAUACCCAUCAUAUGUUGUUGUGACUUAUUAAAUAAUUAAUGAUA
Molecule: messenger RNA, 1775 nt
Organism: Dreissena polymorpha
Lineage: Eukaryota; Metazoa; Mollusca; Bivalvia; Myida; Dreissenidae
Exons: 3
Coding region: 480-1667 (395 amino acids)
Source: RefSeq, a predicted model, not a curated record